GACGCUGAGCCCAGGACCAGAACUCACAGGGCGCGCCAAGACCCCAGGCUCCAUGGCGCAGAAACCAAUCAGCACGGCAGCGGCGGAGCGCAUGAACCUGGUGGCCGACGAGAUCUGGAAAUACCGCCUGAAGGCUGAAAACGAAGCACGGCAAAACUGGGCCCAGAACUGGGGAUUUUUAACAACCCCCCUCAAGGAGCUGAUCAAGUGUGAAGAAGAAGCCAGCACCCCCAAGCCCAGAAUCGAGCUCCCCGAGCGGUUCCGCAUCCGGCCAGUGACCCCAGUGGAGAAGUAUAUCCAGGUGCUUCCAUCCCCCCCAGUCCCAAAGACGACCCAGGGCUUCAUCGGCUGGAGGUCUGGGGUGCCAGGCCUGAACAAGUGUCUGGAGCAUGACUGUGAGAUCAGGAGCUGCAAAGGGGCGUAUGCCAAGGAGCUAAACUGGCCCAAGCAGGGCAUACACUGAUCCAGACAGAGACGCAGCCCUGGGCAAAGAAAGGGUGGACCACCAAGCCCUGGAGCCCAGCCCAGGAAAAGAGGAGGCCGCCAGCCUCCCCGUGAAGACAGAGCCCCCUCCACGUUUGCUCAUAGGAUGUUGCUGCAAAGAACACAAAACAGCCCCUAGAUGCUCUCAAUUCAUCAAUGCCUCCCUUCCAGAAUAUGCUUGUAACACAUUCACUCUUGGCUAAUGCAAUGGAAAAGGCAAAGCAGAUUCUCUGAAUUUUUUUUACGACUUUGGGAAUGCCUAGGUAUAGCUUUAUAUAUUUAAAAACAAUAAAGCAUGAUCUCAUUUUUAAA
Molecule: messenger RNA, 795 nt
Organism: Sus scrofa (pig)
Lineage: Eukaryota; Metazoa; Chordata; Mammalia; Artiodactyla; Suidae
Gene: CIMIP1
Product: ciliary microtubule inner protein 1
Source: RefSeq, marked provisional